UCCGCCUGGGAUCUCCGCGGCUCAUUCUUCGCGGAAGCCGCCUCAGCGUUGUUGGUAAGGACCGGAGAGCGACGCCUCAGGCUCGGGCAGCAUGGCUGAGAAGCGGCACACAGGAGACGCCGAAGCCCGGCGGCUCCCCGACUCCUUCAGGGAUAGCCCCAGUACAGGCCUUGGACCUUGUGGCUGGAUUUUGGUGGCUGUCUCGUUCUUGUUCACUGUUAUAACUUUCCCCAUCUCGGUAUGGAUGUGCAUAAAGAUCAUAAAAGAAUAUGAACGAGCCAUCAUCUUUAGACUGGGUCGCAUUUUACAAGGAGGAGCCAAAGGACCUGGUUUGUUUUUUAUUCUCCCCUGCACGGACAGCUUCAUCAAGGUGGACAUGAGGACCAUUUCAUUUGACAUUCCUCCUCAGGAGAUCCUCACCAAGGACUCGGUGACCAUCAGUGUGGAUGGCGUAGUCUAUUACCGCGUGCAGAACGCCACCCUUGCCGUAGCGAAUAUCACCAACGCCGACUCAGCGACCCGUUUGUUGGCACAAACAACUCUGAGGAACGUCCUGGGCACCAAGAACCUUUCCCAGAUCCUCUCUGACAGAGAAGAAAUCGCGCACAACAUGCAGUGUACCCUGGAUGACGCCACUGAUGACUGGGGAAUAAAGGUGGAGCGCGUGGAAAUUAAGGACGUGAAGCUGCCCGUGCAGCUCCAGAGAGCCAUGGCCGCAGAGGCAGAGGCAUCCCGGGAGGCCCGCGCCAAGGUCAUUGCUGCCGAGGGAGAAAUGAACGCAUCCAGGGCUCUGAAAGAAGCUUCCAUGGUCAUCACCGAGUCUCCAGCAGCCCUCCAGCUGCGGUACCUCCAGACGCUGACCACCAUCGCUGCUGAGAAAAACUCCACGAUCGUCUUCCCCCUGCCCAUAGACAUGUUGCAAGGCAUCAUGGGGGCAAAACAGUAAGCCUCGGAGGCCAAUGCAAAGAUGUGCCCUUCCUUUCCAGGGUAGAGUGGGGACCAAAUCAGCCCUUAACCUGUGAGGAGAGAGGAGGGCGGGAUCUCGGCUAUCCUUCCGCUCUUUCCCUUUCCAUAUGUUGACUACAAGGUUCUUAGAAUGUGUAGUGAUCCUAGCAACAGAGGAAGAUUGUUAGCUUGUAAAUACUGAGAAAGAGGAGUGCGGGGAGGGGACUGGUGAUUUAAAGGAGAUAAUUUCCUAUUCUUUAAAAUAUUUAAAAGUUCAUAUAUUUAAAUCAUCAUGUAAUAGGUUAAAUCCCGUGUCUUUUGACUUUUCACUGGGUCAUUCUGCACCCUCUAUCUGCAGCCAGCCCAAAGGCAAGUAAAUAGGUUAUAACCACCACUGGCUGGACAAAUGCUUUGCAGAAAGCAGAGACCUUAGGCUACGACCAGCUUCUCUGGGCCACACGUGCCUUACUUUCGGGGAAUCUUAAGGAAACAUUCCUGCCAUCCGCUCUCUUUCGAAUCCCAGGCGGUGCUUCGAAAUAACCCUCUGUCUCAAGGAGGCAUUUUCUUGCCUGUACCUUUCAACACUGGAGGAGAUGGUCAAGAUCAGUGAGAAAGAUGAUCUUAACCCUUGAAAGACUUUUAAAAAUCCACUGUCACAAAGGUCUUUUAAGAAUAAUAUGUUUUUUUUCUUUUUUUGGCUCGAAGCUUCUUUGAGCCUCUCUAUGACCAAAUGAGUCCUCUGUGCUCUUUCAAACCAGCUACAUACUUGUCACAAAAGUGCUUUUUUCUCACUUUUGCCUAUUUUCCUAUAUCAGGUUCUCAACAGUUUCUGAUUUUUUAAACGAGACUUUCUCUAAGUUCUAUGGGCAACUGUUUAUAUACCCAUUCGAAUAGCUUGAGGACUAAUACUUUUUAAAAAAAUGUCUUCAGAAAGCCAUUCUGUUUUACUGUCUGCAUGCUAUUAACUCUUGUACACUGUGAAAUAUGUUGGCUACCAGUCCUGUUCAUUAAAUACUGUAAGGAAUUCACAAUAUAUUGGGCACAUAAUAGCCAAUGAGCUUGGCAAGACACUGUCAAACUUAGGACAUAUAUACAGAUCUAGGUCUCUUUUCUAUUUGCGGAAUCCUUUCUCCGUCACCAAGGUCAAUGCUGAAAGAGGAAGUGGUCAGCCCCUCUGGACCACGGUUGCUCAUUUUGCAGUAAUAGGGAGCACCUUCAGUUUCGCAAAUGGGGUGAAUCUGAGCAACCUGGCAUUCUUCCUGUUGGCCCGAAAACCCGGCUGGUGACAUUCCUCCUCUAGGCUCUGAAUUCACCUAGAGAAGUCUUCCCUGCCCAGAGCUCAGCCUGCAUGUCCGUCCUUAGCUAGAUCACUGUCAGUCCCACACCAGGAGUGUCCCCUCCUCGAUCGCCCAUGUCCAAGCUUAUUUUAGGAAACCUUGAGCCAUGUAUCCAGGUUCCAAGCUGAGUUUGAUUAAGUGUAUAUGGAGCAUUUUGACUUGGAACUCAAGUUACUCAUUUUAAAUAAUGCUCUUCUCUCUUUGGUGAGCUUGCAACCCAUGAGGGCCAGGAAACAACUCCAUACCCUGGCUGAGAAUCUCUUCUCGGGUUCAGGGUAACCGUGCUUUCUGUUCCUGGAGUUUCCCUAUUUGCAGAAACCAGUCUUCACCUCUCUGCCUUGUGGAUUCAUAGCCCAACGGGGUGGGAUUAAAUUGCUUGAGAGGGAGGGAGCAUAAAAGGGGUCUCUAGGCUGAGUGUCGGUGUGAGAGGUUUUUCCACAUGGCCUCCCUUUCCAAUGCUGUACAUAACAAUAAAGUGUGCACUUUUACUCA
Mustela lutreola (European mink) is the source of this 2774-nucleotide messenger RNA. RefSeq names its product stomatin (gene STOM). The record is from RefSeq and is a predicted model, not a curated record. NCBI's taxonomy places the organism in Eukaryota, Metazoa, Chordata, Mammalia, Carnivora, Mustelidae. The transcript has 7 exons. Gene Ontology annotation, cellular component: plasma membrane. The coding region runs from base 92 to 946 and encodes 284 amino acids.